Molecule: messenger RNA, 399 nt
Organism: Tricharina praecox
Lineage: Eukaryota; Fungi; Ascomycota; Pezizomycetes; Pezizales; Pyronemataceae
Exons: 2
Coding region: 1-399 (132 amino acids)
Source: RefSeq, a predicted model, not a curated record
AUGCCCGUCCUCGCCCGCAACUACCUCGACCCCUUCGGCUCGCACCGGCUGGGCGCCGGCAGCGACGGGAAGGUAUUCACGCUGGUGACCGACAUGUUCGGGAGCCACCGGGAGUCCUACGCGGUCACCCGCCGCAGCCCAUUCAGCCCAACCAGCGACUCUACCACCGACAUCGACUUCGACUUCAACGCGUCUUUGAAGAACGUGCUAAAGUUCACGACAGCGCUGCUGGCGGUGCUGGUCGUUUUGGCCGUCACGUGCGAGAUCACGCUGUCGUGGGCUGAGAGGACGUGUCAGCACGUGGAGAAUCGCCGCGGGAGGAGGAUGUGGAGAGAGGAGGAGGAGGGCGUGGAGGCGGUGGCUCAGAGGGGAGGGGGCGUGGGGGAGGGUAAAUUCUGA